Molecule: messenger RNA, 258 nt
Organism: Botrytis porri
Lineage: Eukaryota; Fungi; Ascomycota; Leotiomycetes; Helotiales; Sclerotiniaceae
Exons: 4
Coding region: 1-258 (85 amino acids)
Cellular component (GO): cytoplasm
Source: RefSeq, a predicted model, not a curated record
AUGUUCUUCCUCAAUUUACUGACAUUUGGACUCGCGGGAAAGCUCGGAAGACUUACUCAUUAUGCAUUUGAUGCUGUCCUAUUCUCAGCAUUCUUGGCUGGUAUGAAGAGAUCAACUGGUUUAACCCUUAAGAAAGAUGUCACCGAAAACAAAGAAAUCAACGGUUGGAUCGAGAAAUAUCUUGGAGUUGGUGAAUGGGUUAUGGAUACAUCGGUAGCCUUUGCAGGGUCAUCCGGCUUCUUCGAGAGAAAGAGAUAA